This is a messenger RNA of Centropristis striata (black sea bass), 1116 nucleotides long. RefSeq names its product odorant receptor 131-2-like. Gene Ontology annotation, biological process: G protein-coupled receptor signaling pathway. Lineage: Eukaryota; Metazoa; Chordata; Actinopteri; Perciformes; Serranidae. The record is from RefSeq and is a predicted model, not a curated record. Gene Ontology annotation, cellular component: membrane. Bases 1 to 1116 code for a protein of 371 amino acids. The transcript has 2 exons. Gene Ontology annotation, molecular function: G protein-coupled receptor activity.
AUGUCAUAUGCAAAUCAGAGUCAGACCAACAGCACUGUUGGAAUGCAGUAUCAGGGGUUACUUGCAUUGGUGUUGUUUUCCUUUGUAACUACAGUACCAUGCUGUGUGUUUCUCUUCAUUAAUGGGACCAUGUUAUUCACCUUGAGGAGUAAAACUGUGUUCUAUGAGACCUCACGUUAUAUUCUUCUGUUUAACCUCCUUUUUGCAGACACUGUACAGAUGGCUCUGAGUCAGUUAUUUUACAUGCUGUCUGCUUGUAGAAUAUGGUUGACAUAUCCUGUAUGUGGUGUUUUCUUUAUGCUUGCCUAUCUCACAAAUGUAAUCUCUCCUCUCACACUGGUGGUGAUGUCUCUGGAGAGAUUUGUUGCUGUGUGCUACCCACUGAGGCACUCUACCAUCAUCACCAUCAGAAACACAGAAUUAGCUAUCUUUGUGGUUUGGACCAUCAGUUCACUAAAUGUUCUCACAACAGUUAUUUUACUUUUAGAUUUUCCAUUUGAAGACCUAGAGAGCCUGCAGAUGAAAGAGUUUUGUGCCACAGAAACUAUGUUGCUUGGCCCAAUGUCUGGUGUUUAUGAUGAAGCCUUCACUUAUUUUCUGUUUGUUUCAGCUGGUGUGGUUGUGACUUGCUCCUAUAUUGGUGUGAUAAUAGCAGCCAGGUCAGCUUCCACAAACAAAGCUUCAACCCAAAAGGCUCGUAACACACUGCUGUUACAUCUGGUGCAGCUGGGCCUCAGUCUGUCUUCAACCAUACACAAACCACUGGUUAUGGCAAUCUAUAAAGUCUUAGACAGGAUAGCAUUUCUGCAAAUACAAGUAUUUCUUUAUGUGUUUAUUAUAAUUUUACCAAGAUGUCUGAGUUCUCUCAUCUAUGGAAUCAGAGACCAGACCAUCAGACCGAUCCUCAUGUACAAUCUUUGCUGUCAGUGGAGAGGCUCACUUUCCCACCCAGUUGUCCCAGCCAAGCGGCUAGCUCUGGGGACAUGGAAUGUCACCUUGCUGGUGGGGAAGGAGCCCGAGCUUGUGUUGGAGGUGGAUCGUUACCAACUACAGAUAGUUGGGCUCACCUCCACACAUAGCCUGGGCUCCGGAACCAAACUCCUGGAGAGAGGCUGA